Molecule: messenger RNA, 831 nt
Organism: Kluyveromyces lactis
Lineage: Eukaryota; Fungi; Ascomycota; Saccharomycetes; Saccharomycetales; Saccharomycetaceae
Product: transcription activator GCR1-like domain-containing protein
Exons: 1
Coding region: 1-831 (276 amino acids)
Source: RefSeq, a predicted model, not a curated record
AUGCCACAGAAUAUUGAACGAAUAAUUCAUACAUUCCAAAGCAGAGUAGACACUUUACAAACUGAUUGGAACGUUUUAUGCGACGCAGUGUGUAAUAGCAAGUGUCAAAGUGUCAAUGGUCAAAUUGCCCUGUUAAAAUCUAAGUUAGAUUUAAUACAACAACAGCAUACUGGGAUUAUUGUUGAUUUAGGAAUCAUUAAAACACAUCUUUUAGCUCAUGAUUUGGAUAUGAAUAACCAGUUUUUAACCGAGGAACAAGAAGUGGAUUUUGACGUAAAUAAAGAGAAUGAAGAUCCUCUACCUCUACUUGGAAUUGAUGAGACUGAAGCUGACAUUUCGGAAGGGCCAAAAGUUUUCAAAGAAGAAUUUAAAAAUGAAAUUCUUUUCAGUAGUCUCAGCAGAGAAGCGGAGAACGCAUCGCGAGAAAUGCCAUCAAGGUACAAGGUAGCGAAAUCACAACACUCGAGCAAAAUCAGACCUCUCGGCGCAAAAGAUCUGAACAAUGUUGAGAACUAUCACCUUAUAAUGACAGAUUGUCCCAAAAGCGUCCAUGACCUUUACCACGAGUUUUAUACAGAUACAAAGCUUCAGAUCUUGCAUUUCGAGGAGAAACAUGGUGCAGGUCAAUUGUCUAAAUUACCCAAGUUGAGAACUUAUCAGCGCCGCAGCGCAUUGGUGAAUGCUAUCAACAAAUAUGCAAAGGGCAAAAAUAUAACCGUUGAGCAAUCCAUCGAACACUUCCAAGGUAUUGUUGAGGAAAAUGAUAAAACCAUACCAUGGUUAUAUAAUAAUUUAGCCAAAAUUUUGGAACAGUAUGGUAUUGUACAAUAA